Scylla paramamosain (green mud crab) is the source of this 2941-nucleotide messenger RNA. Its product is annotated as serine/arginine repetitive matrix protein 2-like. NCBI's taxonomy places the organism in Eukaryota, Metazoa, Arthropoda, Malacostraca, Decapoda, Portunidae. Gene Ontology annotation, molecular function: mRNA binding. The record is from RefSeq and is a predicted model, not a curated record.
CCCAUUAAUCUGCCGUCUCUCUCUCUCUCUCCCCCCUCCCCCCAGGCGCAAUGUACAACGGCAUAGGGCUUCAGACGGCCCGAGGCUCCGGCACUAAUGGAUAUGUUCAGCGCAACCUGGCUCUCGUUCGCACCACUAAGUCUAAGAUCGACUUCAGGACAGAGGAGGAGCUGCAGGCGGCGGCAGAGGGGGCCAUGCGGGGACCCAAUCCCGAGAUCCUACAGCAUGCAAAGAAGCGAGCCUUGGAGCUGAAGUGUGCCGAGAUGCAGGACUUGAUGAAGGAGCAGGGGUACAGUGAGGCCGAGGUGGAGAAGAAGGUGGCCCAGUUUCGCAGCAUGUUGACGGAGAGAGAACAGAACAAUGCCACGUCCGCUACGCCCAAGGACCAGUUUGGACGGCCCGCCGUCCGGGAGACACACGCCCUUGCUGAAGCCCAACAGGAGAAGAACUCACGACUCAAGGAAGCUUUCGGCAUAUCCGAGUAUUUUGUCGAAGGCUCCUCUCUCGACCCAAACCGCAAGGCCAAGGAGGAGCUAGCCAGGGCCGCGGCAGAGGGGGCGGCGGCCAUCCCUACUGCUGGGGGGAAGAAGCGGUAUGGGUGGGUGAAUACUCCCUCCCCAUCACCAGAGCGUACGCCGUCAGCAGCACCUCAGGCCACUGCAGGCAAGCGCGACAAGAAGGAGAAGAAGAAGAAGAAGAAGCGUUCACGUGAUAGGUCCUCCAGUGCUGAGUCAUCGAGGAAAAAACAACAUAAAGGAAAAAAGGGAAAGCAUAGCAGGAGUGACUCACCGAAGAGGAAGAAGAGGGACACGAAGAAGAAGAAGAAGGAGAAGGCAAAGAGGCGUCACCGUUCCUCCUCUACCUCCUCCUCUUCCUCCUCCUCCUCCUCCUCGUCCUCCUCCAGCUCCUCCUCCUCCUCCUCCAGCUCAGAGUCGGACAGUGGAGUGAGGGCAGCGAAGGGCAGCAAAAGACGCCGCUCGGACAGCCCCAGCACCUCAGACACCCGGAGGAAGAGAAGCGACAGCCACCACCGCCACUCCCAUAAGAGGCCACACCACCACCACCACCACCACCACCGCCGCAACACCACUACCCACCACCGCCACCACCAUGCUGAGAGCUCCCCAGAAGCCCCACGGCCCCGCAGCAAGCGCCACACAUCCCCCAGCCCCGACCCACCACUGCAGGAAGCCCCAAGAGCAAAGGAGAGGAGAGCAGGACAGGAUGCAGAGAAGGAGCAGGAUGGCUGGGGAAAGGAGAAGGACCUAUCUGGGGAGGGGAGAGGCAACAGCAGUGACUUGAGCCCCCAUCCCCCGCACCUCCCCCAGCAGAAAGGCCUCAAGGGCACCCCCCAGUCAGAAACCCAGUCACCCUCUGUGGUAACCCAGGACAAGACCCACAAAGCCGCAACCAUCCCUUGUGGCUCCAUCCCUUUGCCUAAGCCGCCCGCCAAGCCACCGCCCCAGGGUAAGACAAGCCCCCAGGCCAUCCAGACCCCUGUGGCAGCCCCGCCCCGCCCCCCUGACCCCACACGCCCACUGGAACUCCCACGGCCACCCCAGAAUGGUCAGCACUCAGCGCGGAAUGCAAUGAUGAGGGUCAGCAGUCCAUCACGAUAUAGAAGGCCUCUCUCCAGUGCCACUCUCUCACCAGCCCACAGCCCAGACUCCCGCAGCACAGGCACCCCCAGGCGCUCCUCCCACUCUUCCUCCUCCUCCCGCUCCGCCUCCUCCUCCCGCUCCCCCUCCCGCUCCCGCUCCAGGUCACGCUCCAGAUCCCAGACCAGGUCACGCUCCCACUCCAGGUCACUGAGGUCAGGGUCCAGGUCAGCCUCAAGGUCACCCUCCAGGUCGCGCUCCAAGUCUUACUCAAGGUCACACUCCCGCAGCAGGUCACGAGGCCGCUCCAGGUCGCGCUCAAGGUCAUAUGGAGGUCGGUACAGCAGGUCAGCCUCAAGGUCAAGAUCACGAACUAGGUCAAGGUCAUUGUCCAUACCCAGGAGGAGAGGGUCACCUUCUUUCCUGGACAAGAGGAGGAUAACAAGUGCCAGGAAAAGACCGGUCCCCUACCAUCGGCCGACCCCUCCCCCCUCCCCCUCCUCCUCCGAGUCCUCCUGGUGGUCCCGAAGCCACACCAGGUCACGAAGCAGGUCCUGGAGCCGCACCAGGUCACCCUCCUACAGCAGGUAAUGCGGCCCGGGUCAAGUCAGGUCGUUCAUCCAUCAGAAAGGUCAAGAGUUUUUUUUUUUUUUUUUUUUUUUUUUUUUUCAGUUUUAUUUAUUUAUUUAUUUAUUUUAUUUUAUUUAUUGAGGGGUAAAUUUUGGUGAUUAUAUAUUUUUUUCUCGUUUUCUUCGUUUUCAUUUUCUUUCUGCUAAUUUUCUUUUUUUUUUCUUUUUUUUUUUUUUUUUGUCUUCGUUGUUUUGUUUCUUUAUUGUCGUUUUUAUUCUUGCUCUUGUGUUCCGUCCUUUCAUACUGCAGUUCUUUCGCUUCUUCUCAUUUCUUGUUUUAUUUAUUUUUUUUUUCUCUCUACCUCCUCGUUCUUUCUUUUAUAUUUAUUUGCGAGAGACACCAGAAAGAAAUCCUGCCUUGGGGAAAAAAAAAAAUGGAAAGAAGAAAAAUUACAAUGUGGUCAGUUUGGAAAAAAAAAAAAUCACUGACAAAUUGAGGAGAAAGGAAAUGAAGAAAAGGAAAAAAAUAUAUAAAUAAAUGGAAAGGAGAAAAGGAAAGAAAAAUAGUGGUGCCAUUACUUUAUUUAUUAAAUAACAAUUACUCUUUUCUUCUUAAUGAUAAACAAGUGCAAUAUUUGAUCUAGUUCAGAGAGAGAGAGAGAGAGAGAGAGGGUGUCUACUCAAUGAAAACUGUAAAAGAGUGUGUGUGUGUGUGUGUGUGUGUGUGUGUGUGUGUGUGUGUGUGUGUGUGUGUGUGUGUGUGUGUGUGUGUGU